Messenger RNA from Tupaia belangeri chinensis (Chinese tree shrew), 1710 nucleotides. RefSeq lists its product as uncharacterized. NCBI's taxonomy places the organism in Eukaryota, Metazoa, Chordata, Mammalia, Scandentia, Tupaiidae. The transcript is spliced from 15 exons. The coding region runs from base 1 to 1587 and encodes 528 amino acids. The record is from RefSeq and is a predicted model, not a curated record.
AUGCUGACGGUGGUGGUGGAAGUGGAGCAGGGGAGGGGACCAGGCCCUGAGGGAACCUGUAACCCCACCUUCCUUCUGGAGGGGCCCAAGAACCUUCGUUUGCUUCAGCCGGGGACUCUGGAGCGUGAGGUAGAAGGGCUGGUGUGCAGAGUCCUGGGUCCUGGUGCUGCUCAGGAGGCAGAGAGGGAGCUGCUGGCAUGUGUCCAGUCCACGCUGGGCUCUGUGGGCCAAGGGUACAGUGUGGCCUUGCUGCUCAGGGGUCGGGAGACAGAGGCACCCCGACUUGUGCCACAGCUGCUGCAGAUGCUAUUCGAGGAAGCUCUGCGCCUGGGCUGCUCUGGUCACGUGUUCAGUACCCUAAGCCUGGUGCAGGUGAGACUCUUGGGGGACCCCCGGGACCUGCUCUCUCCAGAGGUGAAGAACCUGUCGGCGCUGGAGGUGGCCCCACUGGGCUUGGUGGUAGAAGGAGCCAGUGAAGUGGAGGUAUCCAAUGCAAGAAGCGCCUCGGCAUGGUACUUGCAGGCCGCAGGGGCUGAAGACAGAGACUGCCCCCUGCUGCAGGUGCUGGCUGGUGAAGCUGUUGGCAAGGAAGUGGAGGGCUCUCUGCCCUGGAUUGUGUCAUGGCUCCUGGAAGGAAACAACUACAGUGGACUACUUCUUCGUCUGGAUCCCCAAGGUAGCUCCCUGAGUUUGCUCCAGGCUGCUCUGUCGGGGGCCUCAGGAAGAAGGAUGCAGGUGAAACAAGUGAGGCCCACCCUGUGGAAUGCAGUAGAAGAAGUCCAGACCCGCCGGGCUGCCCUGAGGACCCUACGUUUAGGCCUCCUUGGGGACACCCUAACAGACUGUGGGCUUAAACAGCUGAGCAGGGCAUUGCAGGAGCUACAGGUGAUAAAAGCCUGGAGUCAGUGCCCAAGAUAUCAAACGUCCAAAGGAGCCAGAGCUGAGACCAUGGGGCUCCCAAAAUCACAGGUCAAAGGCAAGUCACAGAAGUAUUUAAGGCAAGGAAGACAACAUUGCUCCCAGUCAGGAAGAGCAAUGUCUCUAGGACUCCACCAAAGGUACCCUCUCGGGGCCUCUGAGGAACAGACUGAUGGCACCUGGGCCUGGCAGGUCCCAGAUGUGGCCCUGCAGUUCUCCCUGGCCCAGGCCCGGAGGCAGAGACUGCGAGAGCAGCACCAAAUUAGGAUCAGAGAGGAGCUGAAGCAUUUGGAACAAGAGGAGGAGGUGGUGGCGGGUCACCAAGUCAAAGGCCUGCUGGCUGAAGAGGCCUACGAAGAGAAGCAGAGAUGGCACCGGGAGCAGACGGUGCUGAGACUCCAGCUGGAGGCACUUCAGGCAGAGCGGGAUGCUGCUGAGCAGGACCUAGUAGCCCUCUAUGAUCUGCACGUGCAGGCCACCCGAGCUCAGACAUGCCACAUGCUGCAGGUAUUCCGAGCCUGGCAGGGACUGUGGGAGGAGAAGGCCAUGACCACAGAACAUCAUCACCGCAGCCUGCUGGCUGGCAUCCUGCAAGAAACCAUCAACUUGGCCACACAGAACCAGGAGCUCCAAGCCCAGAACCAGCAGCUUCAACACGGUGCAGACUAAGCCUAGGCACUCAUACUGGAGCCCUGCUCUGGAGAGAAAUCUGGUAUUGGGACCCUUCAGGGGCAGUGUCCUCUCUCCUCAUUCUUUUUUAUUUAGAGGUUUUUGCUAUAGGGCACGUGCGCU